Molecule: messenger RNA, 209 nt
Organism: Ambispora leptoticha
Lineage: Eukaryota; Fungi; Glomeromycota; Glomeromycetes; Archaeosporales; Ambisporaceae
Source: the annotation of a GenBank genome assembly
GACAAGCAUUUCAAGGAAUCACGGACACUAAUCCUGACAAUUAUGCUAUUGAAAUUGGUCCAUAUCAUGAAACCUUCACCGAACUAGGUGUAGAUAUUGCCUGCCCUGGCACUAAGCCUUUUAAAGGAAGUCAUUCAAGAGAUAUUACUCUUAUGUACGGUCAAACACUUUAUGUAAAGCAUAAUGAGCAAAUUAUCGAUCAGGGAGUU